This is a messenger RNA of Lolium rigidum, 1096 nucleotides long. RefSeq names its product mitochondrial import inner membrane translocase subunit TIM17-2-like. Lineage: Eukaryota; Viridiplantae; Streptophyta; Magnoliopsida; Poales; Poaceae. Gene Ontology annotation, molecular function: transmembrane protein transporter activity. Gene Ontology annotation, cellular component: mitochondrial inner membrane; TIM23 mitochondrial import inner membrane translocase complex. Gene Ontology annotation, biological process: protein import into mitochondrial matrix. The record is from RefSeq and is a predicted model, not a curated record.
GAUGGGCACGCCGGAGACCUCGCGGGAGCCGUGCCCGGACCGCAUCCUGGACGACGUGGGCGGCGCCUUCGGGAUGGGCGCGGUGGGCGGCUCCGUCUUCCACUUCCUCAAGGGCACCUACAACUCCCCCAACGGCGAGCGCCUCCUCGGCGGCGCCCAGGCCGUGCGCAUGAACGCGCCGCGCGUCGGCGGGAGCUUCGCCGUCUGGGGCGGCCUCUUCUCCGCCUUCGACUGCACCAUGGUCUUCGCGCGCCAGAAGGAGGACCCCUGGAACUCCAUCAUCGCCGGCGCCGCCACCGGCGGCUUCCUCUCCAUGCGCCAGGGCGCCGCCGCCGCCGGCCGCUCCGCGCUCAUGGGCGGCUGCCUCCUCGCGCUCAUCGAGGGCGCCGGACUCAUGCUCAACCGCGUCCUCGCCGUGCCCCCGCCGCUCCCCGCCGACGACCCCGCCGCCGCCAUCGGCGGGUUCCAAGGCUUCCCGGGCCUGCCCCAGCCUGCCGUCAUCGCCCCCGAGGUCGGGACCUCCAGCAGCGACGGCGGUAGCUGGUUCGGGAGCCUCUUCGGGGGCAAGAAGGAGGAGGACAAGAAGCCCAGUGCCAGUGGUGGCAAGUCGGAGAUGCUGGAGAGCUUCGACACGCCCAGCCCUCCGAUCCCAUCCUUCGACUACAAGUGAAUUAAAAAGGUAGUUGAUGGCACUGAUGCCCAGUGUGGCUCGAUCUGGAAGUAGUAGUCUUGAACUGGGGAUGCGAUAUCUUGAAGAAGAGAUGGAAUACAUUUUUGAGGGGAACCGAAGUGUGUGUCGCUCCACUUUCAGUACUAUUAUCUAUGGAUCGAACCUGUUGGGAAAAUGUUUUGGUCGCUGGCUCUUAUGUAUUAUUUAGUUAAUGUACGUGUGCUUUUAAAACAUGGCAGGUCUACAACCCUGCAUCCUAUUGUUCCCCUAGUAGUGACAGUAAUAAUACAUAUACCAUCAUGUUGUGCAAAUGUACUGCACUUAAAAAGCCUUAGAAUAUCCCCCAUCUGGCGUCUGGUGUGACCUUCAGUGUGAGGCGGUUGCAUUGCAUUCUGUUAUCUCAUAGUUCUUCUGCUUGGUCUUGGA